This is a messenger RNA of Neoarius graeffei (lesser salmon catfish), 633 nucleotides long. Its product is annotated as putative inactive cytochrome P450 2G1. The record is from RefSeq and is a predicted model, not a curated record. NCBI's taxonomy places the organism in Eukaryota, Metazoa, Chordata, Actinopteri, Siluriformes, Ariidae. Gene Ontology annotation, cellular component: cytoplasm; intracellular membrane-bounded organelle. Gene Ontology annotation, molecular function: iron ion binding; oxidoreductase activity, acting on paired donors, with incorporation or reduction of molecular oxygen, reduced flavin or flavoprotein as one donor, and incorporation of one atom of oxygen; heme binding. Gene Ontology annotation, biological process: xenobiotic metabolic process.
AUGGCUAGACAGGACUCUGAGCUGAGAGGUGGUGAAGGCAAGAAUGGAGCUGAGGGUGGAACUGGAGCAUUUGAUGGCACAGAUACAAUGUCCAGUACCCUCCUUACCUUGUUCCUCUACCUCAUGACUCAUCAAGAUAAAUGUCAACAGGACAUUGAUGAGGUUCUAGUGGGAAAAACUCAUGUGACCUUUAAUGAUAGACACAAUAUGCCAUACACACAGGCUGUGAUUUACGAGUGUCAGUGCGUCGCCAACAUAUUCCCACUAGGUGUACAUCACUGUACUAUAAGAGAUACUGAACUGAUGGGCUACAGCAUUCCAAAGGGCACUCGCAUAAUCCCCCUCUCCUCAGUGCUGAUUAAAGGAGAGUGGAAAUUUCCUCAUGAAUUUAAGCCAUCGAAUUUCCUGGAUGAAAAGGGGCAGUCUGAGAAAAGUGAGGCUUUUAUACCUUUUUCUGCUGGUCCUCGUCCAUGUCUCAGUGAGGGUCUGGCUCACAUGGAGCUCUUUCUCAUCCUGGUCACCCUGCUGCGCCACUUCCAGUUCAAAUGGCCUGACAAUGCAGGAGAACCAGACUUCACUCAUAUAUUUGGAAUCACGCCCAAACCAUACAGGAUGGAAGUCAAACUCAGGUAG